GGUUUUUGGGGGCUGCCUAUCGAUGUCUCGUGAGCCAAUCGCGAUCCAUUUGUUGCGCAGAAAGUAAAACAAAGAUUGGGAGAAAAAAGAUCAAUUAAUUAGCAAUUAGCUGGUGCAAAUAGUGUUCCAGAGGGUGCAAGGCAAACAGAAGCAGCUGAGCGAAUAGUUCCGACCAGGCCCGAACCACCCCCCACCCACAAAACCAAAAUAAACAAGAGCGCUACGUAGUAGGUGGCGUCGGUGGAGGAGGAGGAGGUGGUGGAGACAGCGAGGCAGCAGAAACAAAAGCACGAAACGGCGGACAGAACCAGUCGAAAGAAAACAACAAACCGCUCCGGACGCACUCGAAGCGCUAAUAAAAUUUAUUUUUGUGUUUAGCUCCCCGCCCGCUCUCUGGCCCGUGCUCGUGCUACCGUGUUUCUCUGCUCAUGUGUGUGUGUUUGUGUGUGUCUGUGAAGUGUAUAAAAAUAUUUAAACAAAAAUCACCCGCCAGGCCAGACAAGAAGAUCUGAUCUCCGCCAGAGCAGACAGAAAACCAACAACAACAACAACAACAAGAAAUAUAUAAAGAAGCAACAACGCGACGGUGACGCGGCAAGGUGCUGGAGGUCACCACUCGGCACAUUUCGCGUUCGGUUGUUCUGUCCACCCACCCACCGCCACCCCCCUUCGCAGUGGCCAUAACCCGUAGCCAUUGCCCGUAACCAGUUCCAGUUCCAUCCGCCCGCAACAGCACGCGCGAUCCUAAAGCGAGGCAGCUGAAAGCGAAAAAAGCGAAAAAAAAAUCAGAAAAAACAAUAGCAAACUCACGCGCUUCUCUCAGCCGUUUUAUUGUUCUUUUUUUUUCAUCGCUUUUUUAUUGCUCUCGACUGAUAAACGUCAGUUGAUAAAUAUCGCAUCGCAAACAAACACCAAUUAUUCCAAUAAAGCCAGCGCCAAGUGCGAAUGCGCCCUCGAUUUGUAUGCCAUCAGCAGCACUCGGUUGCCCAUUCCCAUACCCAUUCCUCCUCCGCUGUCCACUACCACAGUACCCAUUCCCAUCCUCGAUCUCAUCCCCAUUACCACGCCACUGACGUCAGUCAUCGACGUUAUCGCUCCUCCGCGAACAUGGUGGCCGUGGAUGGGAUCGGCGGCGUCGGCGGUAUGGGGGGCUCCCUUGAUUCCGGUACCGGAAUGGGCCACUUCAACGAGACGCCGCUAUCAGAACUAAGCGUAGAGACCCGCACCCAGCUAUCCCGCAUGCUCAAUCGCAAGAAGGUCCUGCGCUCCGAGGAGGGCUACCAGCGGGACUGGCGCGGCAUCUCGGAGCUGGCGAAGCAGAAGGGUUUCGUCGAUGAGAAUGCCAAUAAUCCCAUGGAUCUGGUGCUGAUUAGUUGGAGUCAGAGGAGUCCACAGACCGCCAAAGUUGGGCACUUGGAGAACUUCCUCGGUAUCAUCGAUCGCUGGGACGUAUGCGAUGAUAUCCAGGAGAACCUAGCGAAGGACACCGAGCGGUAUCACGUGAAACGAGAGCAGCGACAGGCGGCGCUGGUGGACGCCUGUCCGCCGCCCCCCUCCGACUGCCUGGAGACCAACAACAACUACAGCAACAGCAUUACAGUGGGCCAGAGCGUACAGAUCCUGAGCGACGAGGACCAGCGGUGUGUCCAAAUGGGGAAGCCCCUGCCCCGGUACAAUGCCUGUGUCCUGUACGCCGAGGCGGACAUCGACCAUGCCACAGAGAUAAUGAAUAAUCUAGAAUCCGAGAGAUACAAUCUCAGGCUCUUCCUGCGACAUCGCGAUAUGCUGAUGGGCGUCCCCUUCGAGCACGUCCAGCUCUCCCACUUCAUGGCCACCCGCUGCAACCACCUGAUCGUUGUGCUCACGGAGGAGUUUCUCCGGAGUCCGGAGAACACGUACCUCGUGAACUUCACCCAGAAGAUACAGAUUGAAAAUCACACUCGCAAAAUCAUACCGAUCCUGUACAACCCAGGCAUGCACAUACCACAGACCCUGGGCAUCUACACACACAUCAAGUAUGCCGGUGACUCCAAGCUUUUCAACUUCUGGGAUAAACUGGCCCGAUCCCUGCAUGAUCUGGAUGCGUUUUCGAUUUAUUCAACGCGUCAGGUGCAAACACCAUCGCCCUUGGAGGAAACAGCUCCCCAGGGAGUCCCCACACCCAGCAUUCGGAUACAGAUCAACGACAAAGACAUCACCGACAUGCCCAACUAUAACAAUUGCAGUUCCGCCUCCGAGGCGGAUACCACCAUGGUAUCCAUUUCGGGAGACACCAGUUCCCCCCUGCCGGAGCACAAGCCGAAGAAGAAGGACAAGUUCCUGCGAAAGUUCACCCUGAACUUUGGCAAGUCGCCAAAGAAUACCAGUAGCACUUCAAGUGGCAAGCCCCUGCGGCACGCCCACUCCGUCAGCACGAUCCAUGUCACGGAAAGGGAGAGGACACUAAGUGCCAGCAGUUCGAACAUCUCAACGACAUCGGAGAGCAGGAAGUGGCAGCCGAAUAUCCUCAAGAAGGUCCUGUUCUCGCGAUCCAGCAGCAAGCUGCAGACUCCGGGUUAAAAGUACUCUUAAGAUCCUUCUCAGUAUCUCUCUCCUGCUGUGGAGAGGGAGGCUCAUUCGAUUCCUUGUCGUGUGCCCAGUCUAGUUACGGCCGUAGAGUCGCCAGAACGCCGUCACCCUCCAUACUUAGUUAUAGUCCGUAGUCUAAUCUUAAUCAAAAGCCAACUAACUUAAUAUACUUAGACGCACUUGUUAACUUAAAUAAGACAACAACGAAUAAAGACAAUACCACAUA
Molecule: messenger RNA, 2794 nt
Organism: Drosophila ananassae
Lineage: Eukaryota; Metazoa; Arthropoda; Insecta; Diptera; Drosophilidae
Gene: Myd88
Exons: 5
Coding region: 946-2559 (537 amino acids)
Biological process (GO): MyD88-dependent toll-like receptor signaling pathway; defense response to Gram-positive bacterium; positive regulation of canonical NF-kappaB signal transduction
Cellular component (GO): plasma membrane
Molecular function (GO): Toll-like receptor binding; TIR domain binding
Source: RefSeq, a predicted model, not a curated record